AUGCACACUGAUAAUGUCUUUCUAAGACAAUACGUUCAUUUAUUUUUUAAUAGGAAUGCAAAUGGCUUCUGAAAACUUUGUGGUGGGAAUUGUUCUCUUCUCCCAGAUUGCAGUGGGAAUGCUUGGCAAUUUCUCAAUACUAUUUUAUUAUAUCAUUUUGAUAGUCAGUGGCAAACAUUUAAUGCCCAAAGACCUGAUUAUUGAGCACUUGACUUUUGCCAACUGCUUGUCUGUUGUCUCGAGAGGCAUCCCACAGACACUGUUAGAUUAUGGAUUUAAAGAUUUCCUGGAUGAUAUUGGAUGUAAAUUGAUAGUGUAUCUUUACCGAAUAACAAGAGGAAUGUCCCUAUAUGCUAUGUGUCUAUUGAGUUGCUUCCAAGCAAUCACAAUCAGUCCCAGCAACCCCAGGUGGAUAAUGCUUAAACACAGGGCCACCAAGUACAUUGGUCCUUCCUGCUCACUCAGCUGGCUUAUGCACUUUGUUCUAAACAUCAUGACUCCAGCAAGAGUGUUAGGUCCUAGUUACAACAAAAAUGCAACAAACAGGAUGAAUUAUGGGUACUGUUCAUGGUUUGCAUCUGGCAAUUUUGCAACUGCACUUUACAUGUUCUUACUGUGCUUCUCUGAUGGUCUGGGUCUGGGUCUCAUGGUCUACUCAAGUGCCUCCAUGCUGAGUAUCCUCUACAGACAUAAGAGACAAGUCAAGCAUAUACACAGGGCUCAACACUUUCUAAAAGUCUCACCUGGAAACAGAGCCACCCAAACUAUCCUCAUCCUGGUGUGCACAUUUGUCAUCUCUUACUCAUUCUCUUCCAUUGUGGUCACCUUUACAACCUACUCCAAAUAUCCAAUGCUAUGGGGAGUAUCUACAUUUCUAGAAAUGUUCUUUCCCGUAUUUUGCCCAUUUGUUCUCAUCAGCAAUAUGAUGUCUAUUUCCAGCCUGUUUUUAUCCUGCUUUGGUAGAAGACAGCUUCCUCCAAGAAUGGCAUGA
Messenger RNA from Meriones unguiculatus (Mongolian gerbil), 991 nucleotides. RefSeq names its product vomeronasal type-1 receptor 4-like. The record is from RefSeq and is a predicted model, not a curated record. NCBI's taxonomy places the organism in Eukaryota, Metazoa, Chordata, Mammalia, Rodentia, Muridae. Gene Ontology annotation, biological process: G protein-coupled receptor signaling pathway. Bases 56 to 991 code for a protein of 311 amino acids. The transcript has a single exon. Gene Ontology annotation, cellular component: membrane. Gene Ontology annotation, molecular function: pheromone receptor activity.